UUGGAUACGUUCAACAAUUGUUCGUACAUGAAUUUUGAUCAUUUUAUGGAUUAUCAGACCACCGGUUUCGGCGGUUUACCCGAUGUCACCGAACACUCCAACAUCCGCCGUACUAUCUCCCGCCAAAAUUCCACCUCCAACAGUGAUUCGGGUGGCGAAAUUGCCAGCAUACAAAAAUCAAAAGUAAACUUCAACGACAGCAAAUCCCCCUCCGAUGUUAGCGAUGCACUUGCCGGCGAUGUGGUCGCAGCAGUGGCGGCCAAGGCCAAACGCAAAUCACAAAAAGCCUCUCAACAACAUGGCAGUGGUGGCGGUGGUCAUAUGGUCGGUGGUAGCCGUGUCGGCCAACACAAGUUAACCGGUCGCAAUUCCUGUGUCAUUGGUCUGACGUUGGUGGUGGCGAUGUCGUUGUUGGCCAUCGCCGCUACGCUGCUGUAUCAGCAUUUCGUUAUGGCGCCCAGCCGCAAUUCACACACACAAAGACUGAAGAUUGUCAAGCGGAUAUUGCGGGAUGUCCCCCUGGUGGAUGGUCAUAAUAAUUUUGCAUGGAACGUGCGUAAAUAUGCCCAUAGCAGUUUGGAAUUGGUCCAUGUCAGCAAUGAUAUAAAUCAUAAAUCGAUGUGGGUACGUCCGGCGUGGGCGCAAACGGAUAUGGAGCGGUUGAAGAUGGGUCAAGUCGGCGUGCAAGUGUGGUCUGCCUAUGUACCCUGUGAAGCCCAAGGCUUGGAUGCUGUCCAGCUGGCAUUGGAACAAAUCGACAUAAUCAGGCGCCUAACAGACAUGUAUCAUCAGGAUACGGUGUUGGUGCAGUCAUCCAAAGACAUACAAAUGGCCCAGAGGCAGGGGCUAAUCUCAUCACUGAUUGGUAUUGAGGGUGGUCAUGCCAUUGGCUCAUCGUUGGGGGUGUUGCGCUCGUUCUAUUCGCUGGGUGCUCGAUAUCUCAGUCUUACCCAUAAAUGUGAUGUGUCAUGGGCUGGAUCAAGUUCGACAGCUAUUGAUGCGGGAUUGUCGCAGUUCGGCAAGGCAAUAAUUCGUGAAAUGAAUCGUCUGGGUAUGAUGAUUGAUUUGUCGUAUAGUUCGGAUAACACGGCAAGGGAUGUGCUAUCCUCAACACGGGCUCCAGUGAUUUUCUCCCAUUCGGGCGCCAGGCAAUUGUGUAACUCCACCCGCAAUGUCCCCGAUGAUAUAUUGCGAUUGGUGGCGGAAAAUGGUGGCCUGAUAAUGAUUAGCUUCGAUUCGGAAGAUGUGGCCUGUGGUAGGCAGUCACGCCUCAAAGAUGUGGUGGAUCACAUAAAAUACAUACGCACCAUUGCUGGAAUACAACACAUUGGUUUGGGCGCAGGAUACGAUAGCAUUGAGCUGCCACCCAUUGGCUUGGAAGAUGUCUCAAAAUACCCUGAUCUCUUGGCCACCCUUCUCGAGGAUCCCAAUUGGAGUGAAGAGGACAUUGCCAUGUUGGCUGGUAAAAAUUUCCUACGCAUCAUGGAAACAGUGGAGAAUGUACGAGACUAUUGGAAGCGGGCAGCAAUACAACCCAUUGAACAGACUGAACCCCAGCCAAAGAGUCAGUGUGCGUAUAUGGCAUCGUGACCCCAGGCCCAAGCUGUGGUACGCAAGACACGUUAUGCCGAUUUUUGG
Messenger RNA from Musca vetustissima, 1638 nucleotides. Its product is annotated as dipeptidase 1-like. Gene Ontology annotation, molecular function: metallodipeptidase activity. The transcript is spliced from 3 exons. Bases 28 to 1590 code for a protein of 520 amino acids. Gene Ontology annotation, biological process: proteolysis. NCBI's taxonomy places the organism in Eukaryota, Metazoa, Arthropoda, Insecta, Diptera, Muscidae. The record is from RefSeq and is a predicted model, not a curated record.